This is a messenger RNA of Lolium perenne, 1540 nucleotides long. Its product is annotated as glycolipid transfer protein 3-like. Lineage: Eukaryota; Viridiplantae; Streptophyta; Magnoliopsida; Poales; Poaceae. Gene Ontology annotation, molecular function: ceramide 1-phosphate binding; ceramide 1-phosphate transfer activity. Gene Ontology annotation, cellular component: cytosol; membrane; cytoplasm. Gene Ontology annotation, biological process: intermembrane lipid transfer; ceramide transport. The record is from RefSeq and is a predicted model, not a curated record.
GCGUCCGUGUAAUUGCUACAGUUUUUUGAUAAGAUAACCCAAAAGCUUUGUUUAACAUUUGUUGUCGAGGCAUCUACAUCAAGAUUUAUAAAUAAUGGCGGGAGUUGAAAACUAGCCGAACCUAAACCUAUCGUGAUUCAGAACCGCCCCUGUAUCUGCACACAUAAACAGGGCGUACGUUUUUGUAGGUUUGCGUAAACAAUGGGGGCGUUCUGAAACACCCAAUAGGAGAGGAUUGAGUGCAUCUGCAGGGCUUUUCCUUGCAUUUUAUUAGCUCUACGGAAGUCUUGAGCCCUGCCAGCAGCGUUUGGAGGUGUUUGACCUCGACUCUCUCUCUCUCACACACACACACCCUGUCCCUCUCUCUGAAGUCGAGCAAGAAGUCGGAGGCUCACCAUGGUUUGCUGUUAGUUUGGGUUUGGGUCGGGGCUCUGCAGCAAGGGGAUUUCAUGGUAGAGAGGGAGAGAGAUGGGGGAGAAGCAAUGGCCUUGUACGGGCCACGGCACGAAGGAGCAGCGGCAGAAGACGAAGCCCUAGAGGGAGAGGCAGUGCUAGUGGCAGCUGCUGCCGCAGGAGAGAAGGGCGAAGGAGAGACGGAUGGUGAGAUAGAAAGUGCCAGCGAAGAGGAUGCGAAGGAGAACGAGGAUGAAGCGGCAGAGAAGGAGAAGAAGGACAAGGAGGAGCUGGAAGAGUGGUCCGAGAUAAGGCUGGCCAUCGCGGAGCUCUCCCCGAUCAGCCACGGCAAGCUGUCGUCGUCACCUCCCACUCUACCCUUCCUCAGCAUCUCCCUGCUCCUCCUCCAGGUGCUCGAUAAGAUUGGUCCGACAAUGGCUGUGCUGCGGCUCGACGUCCAACGGAACAUCGAGAGGCUGCAGGAGUUAUACUUGCUGGACCCAUCUAAAUACUCCACUUUGACGGCGAUGGUGGAGAAAGAGGCCGAUGAGGGCACGGCAAGGAAGGCCGAUAGCUGUGCAAGAGCUGUACUGUGGCUCACUAGAUCCAUGGAUUUCACUGUUGCGCUGUUACAGAGACUGGAGGAUGAGGAGGGUUCUGAAAACCAGAGCCUUGCGCAGCUUGUAGAAGCUGCGUACAAGGUCUCUCUCAAGCCAUGGCAUGGCUGGAUUGCUUCGGCAGCAUCUAAGAUCGCAAUGAAGCUCAUCCCUGAGAGGAAGGUCUUUGUCGGAUGGCUUGUCGGGAAGGACCCGAGUCGCAGUGUUCUGAAGGACGAAAUCGAGAGGCUCAUCCCGCUGCUCCAGCCCUUCCUUGUCGACAUCCAUAACAUGCUGGCCAAGUUCAGACUGGACAGGCUGAAGUCGACAUGAAGGCGGAGCUAAAGAUGGUCUCAGUUUCCUGUGAAUACCACCUUGGUUUGUCUGUGUACAUAUUUGACUCUUUUGAGUUCCCCGUGUGCCUCACUCGGUAAAUAGGUCUUCUUGUAGGGUAGUAGAAUUUUAGAUUCGUAGUGACCUUGUGUACAGGUGCUGCCUAGGCAAUGUAUUUGACUAGUAUCUUUCUUAGAUUUAGUAAGUUCCACUUUUCA